CAGUUUGUGCGCGACCGAUCAAAAAGUGUGCUUUUGUUUUUACGUCUCCGCUCACGUUUCGCAUCAACUCGUUAGUUUUAUUUUCCAUUGAAUUCAGUGAAAAAAAGAGUGUUUCAGAAGGUUGAUAGCUUUAUCAGCCGGCAGGAAUGAAUUCGCGGAAAUCGAAUACACCGGCGAAAGGCCCUAGUAGGCCUAAAUCGGCGCAGCCUACGCCCGAAACCGGAGGAGGCUCUCGGUCCAUUCCGCCCAUCGAUGCCAGUCCCAUACGGACCUACACGGAUGGUGGCCAAAAACUGCUCCUCGACGGUAUGAAAUCUGUACUGGCUCUACCGUCGGGAAACUCCCGGGACCUGUAUGAUACGCAUCCAUCGUUCGUCCGGAUCAUGGACACCCAGGCCAACAAGGUCCUGCACAUGAUUUCGGACGUUCUGAAACUACACGAAAUCAAGGGAAACAUCGUCGUCCGUGAUCGAGAGGAAAAGUUUGAGCUCCUACAGGAGUUCAACGAUUCCAUGCUCGAACGUAUCAACUCCAACCUGGACGAAGUGGCCGGCAUCAAGAAGAAACAUGAAACGGUUCUGGUGCAGAGUGAAAUACAGCUCCCGGCAGAACCUCGGCAGCGUCUCAGUGGCAGCUGGAACAACGCCAGUAAAACACCGGCAGCUUCUGUUGCUGCUGUGGUUAAAGCUACCCUCGUCACAGGAACGAAUAUACAAAGACCCCAAGUCAACUUCAAAGUUCCGGUAGAUAACUCCCCGCUCAACCCGUUCGUUCCCAAAAUCAAGGAGAAGCCAAAUUCGAUGAAACCGCUGGCAGUUCUGCCGGAGUAUGACGAAGCCGGGAACAUCGUCAGCUAUCUGCAUCCCUAUGAGUUUGAGCUGGACAGAUUUGAACCCUCGAAAGAAGCUCUGAAAGAGGUUGAACCCGAAGAACCGCUGAAGCUUGAGAGUACACCUUUGGAUAUAAUAGACAAGGAAAGCCAACUGCCAGGUCUUUUAAAGGAAUUGAAAGCAGCCAAGGAGCUCGCCAUCGAUUUGGAACACCACUCGUACCGGACGUAUCAAGGCUUCACUUGUCUAAUGCAGAUUUCGACGAGAAGCAAAGAUUACAUUAUCGAUACGCUGGCCCUUCGCGAGGAGUUGCACAUUCUGAACGAGGUAUUCACCAAUCCCAAAGUGGUCAAAGUACUUCAUGGCGCGAUAAGCGACAUUGAGUGGCUCCAGCGGGACUUGUCUUUGUAUAUUGUGAAUAUGUUCGACACGGGCGAAGCUGCGAAGGUUCUGGAGUUCUCGAGAAUCGGUUUACAGUUUCUAUUAAAGCACUAUUGCAACAUUGAUACCGAUAAGGCGUACCAAUUGGCGGAUUGGCGAAUCCGUCCAAUACCGCACAAUUUCAUCGAGUACGCCCGCAAGGACACCCACUAUCUUCUGUACAUCUACGAUCGCAUGCGGAACGAGCUGAUCGCAAAAGGCGCCAGCUUUCUGCCAACCGUGUACAACAAAUCUACCUACAUGUGCAAACAGCGUUACGUGAAGCCGGUCAUUAACGAAGACGCCAUCAUGAAUAUCUACCGUCGGUCGAAGCAUGUGUUCGAUCAGCGCCAGAUGUACGCCUUCCGGGAGAUCCUCUACUGGAGAGACAAGCUAGCUCGCCAGGAGGAUGAAUCUCCCGGAUACGUUCUACCUCAGCACAUGGCACUGGACAUCGCUUCCAAGUUGCCUCGCGAGAUGCAAGGAAUCAUUGCUUGCUGUACGCCGGUUCCGUCGCUUGUGCGACAGCAUCUUCACACCAUCCAUCAAAUCAUCCUCAAGGCCAGAGAGAUAUCGCUGAAUAAAUCGGUUGCGGCAGCAAUCGAGCACCAGAAAGAUACCCGCCACAAAAUGCAGUCGACGUUCGAUUUGAACAAUCCGCUAUUCUGUCCUCACGAUUCAAGCCAAGGAGUGCACCUGGAGACCAAUCUGCCUACCUUACUAAACUCGACCAGCAAGAUUGGAGUUUGCGAGAAGGUAUUGGCCGGUAUGCUGAAGGAACAGCCGGAUGCGGGCGUUUUCGAAGAAUCCAAAACGAGAACCUUGGACGAGAAGGGUAGAUUGAUUCUGGACAGUAACAUGUCGGAAGAUACCAAGAUGGCGAACUUCAUUGAAGCCCAUUAUCAAGCUAAGCAACUAGACGGCAAUCAGAGCUUGAAUGGGUCCAUAUACCUUUCAUACCAGGAUCGUAAAUUCAACACUCCCUAUGAAAGACAUCUGGAGACCUGCCGAAACCGGUAUCAAAACGAGGAACCCGAAGAGGAAGAGCAGGAUAAGCGAUUAAAACCGGUUGUUAAGCAGGAAACAGAUAAACCAGUUGAGUCCACAGAAGUUAAGUCCGAACCUGUUAUGGACUCUAAACUACCAUUGAAAGCCCAGAAAAGACAGGAAGAAAGGGAAGCCAAACGAAAGCUUGUGCAGACCGAAUCGGCAGACAAAAUCCGGUUCAGCAACUUUGAACCUCCGAAGAAGAAGGAAAAGACAGAUCGUCGCUCUAAGGGAGAGUUCCCGCUGCAGAUUAAACCAACGGUUGAGCAGAACAAUGACCACGAAGAUGCAGCGAGCGAUGAAGACGAUGAAGAAGACGAACGGAACGUGUCAGGACAGAGUAGUCAGAACAAUAGCUUUGCCAAUGGCGGAAGAAAGGGUAAGAAUAAAAAGAAGAAAUUCAAGAAACAAGGCAAGGCCGGCCAAAAAGAAUUCAAGCAAAGCUCGAACAAGCCCGUUCCGUUCGAUUAUGGCCAAGUAGAUUACAAUCGGUUCCAGGGAGGCUCUAGACCGUUGCCUCAGAAAGGAAAAGGAAAUAAGUUCUUUGCGCGAAAACAGGGCCAAGGUGAGGACACUACUGCGGGUGAGGGCUCUACUAUGAAGAAAACUCUGCACCCCAACAGCAGGAUAGCGAAAGGUAUAAAACAAAGUCAGAAAAUGUUUAAUUUUAGCAGCAAUAAUUUACAGAAAAAGAAGUAACGGAAUCUGUAUGUUUCUGUAAUAUUAGUUUUUGGUAAUUUAAAUGAAUAAAUUUAAGUGAAAUUUAUUGAAUUA
Molecule: messenger RNA, 3071 nt
Organism: Aedes aegypti (yellow fever mosquito)
Lineage: Eukaryota; Metazoa; Arthropoda; Insecta; Diptera; Culicidae
Gene: Rrp6
Product: exosome component 10
Exons: 4
Coding region: 147-2996 (949 amino acids)
Biological process (GO): poly(A)-dependent snoRNA 3'-end processing; nuclear polyadenylation-dependent snRNA catabolic process; nuclear polyadenylation-dependent rRNA catabolic process
Cellular component (GO): nuclear exosome (RNase complex); nucleolus
Molecular function (GO): nucleotide binding; nucleic acid binding; 3'-5'-RNA exonuclease activity
Source: RefSeq, a predicted model, not a curated record